Molecule: messenger RNA, 2973 nt
Organism: Lodderomyces elongisporus
Lineage: Eukaryota; Fungi; Ascomycota; Pichiomycetes; Serinales; Debaryomycetaceae
Gene: NIC96
Product: linker nucleoporin
Exons: 1
Coding region: 1-2973 (990 amino acids)
Biological process (GO): protein import into nucleus; poly(A)+ mRNA export from nucleus
Cellular component (GO): nuclear pore
Molecular function (GO): structural constituent of nuclear pore
Source: RefSeq, a predicted model, not a curated record
AUGUUUGCAAAUAAACCGAGCACCAAUAAUUCAGCUUUUGGGAGCGGGUUCACUUUUGGAUCCGGUGCUCAGCAACAGCAGCAGCAGCAACAACAACAGCAACAAACCCAAGCACCGCCAUUGAAUCAACCAACUUUAUCGUUUGGCUCUACAACCCAAACAACAAUCAACCCUCCUACGGCACCAUCACUAAGUAACACAAACAUAGACAUCACUGCUUCGUUAAACACCAAGAAUAGUGGAGAACUUUUGAAAGAAUUACUCGAGUCAGCAAGUAAUUUGCCCAAAGUUGCAGUCUCAAACUCCAAUGCAAAUUUAAAAUCAAUACAUCUCACUUUGGAGGAACUCGAGCGUAAAUCUGACCAAUUGAGGAAAAGAGAAGAGAAAACAAACAAUUUUACAAGAGCCCAUUACCUUUUAGCUGGAAGCGGAGUCGCAACUGGAGACAUUGAAGAUGACUUGAGUCGAAUCCAAGUACCAAAACCCAAAGGUAUAGCAAACUUUCACAACAAUCGUCACCCUCAACCACACCAAAGUAGUGAAUCGUAUGUUUUGCGUGAAGAUAACAUUGAACAGUACUUGAAUAGCAAAAAAGAAGAGAAUAUUCUCAACACAAUUGAGCAAUCUUUUGAAUUAGCUUCAAAAGAUUUCGAUAAUUUCAUUAAUGCAAACAUCUCAAUUGAUUGGAAUAAGAGACGCGAAGAUUUAAAAAAAGCCGUGGGAUUGAAAGAUGAUCAAAAGUUCAAGGAAGAAGCACUCAAGUGCUCCAUUGUAUGGAAAUCCAAAUCUGCAGCAGCUAACAUUUUGACUCCAUUACAUACCAAAGUAAGCAGCUCGCCAUUAGUUCGCCAAUGCUCAAGAGACAAAUUUGAAGACUACGCAAGAGUAGUUUACACCUUGAACGAAGCAAGAUUAAAAGAUAAAGUUUUUCCCCUCUGUUUGAACUUUUUCGAACUUAAUAGAUUACAAGAGGAUCUGAGAUCGAAACAGAUUUGCGAAGCUUGGAAAAUUCUUCAAGGUUUAACAGGGGAAGAAAGUGCCAAAACAACCCAAGAGCAAAAAUUUUUCAAUUUCAAAAAACCAGAGUUGAACAAUGCCAUUCUGCAAAGCAGUAAGAAAUACUUAGAGAAGGAAUACUUCAAGUAUGUUGAACAAGUUUACGCAAAAAGUAGCAACAAACCACAACAGUUUCUUCCUGCUACUAAUAUUAACAAAAUCUCAUUUUUUAUUCAUCACAUCAUCAUUAGAAAUGACCCCGAGGUGCUCAACAAAACGUUAUUGGUGAAUGGCACUCCUAUUUGGGCAUUAAUAUACUUUUUAUUGCGUGCUGGGUUGUAUGAGGAUGCAGCCGAGGUGGUCCUUGGCAAUAGAGAGCUUUUUAACAAGUUUGAUAAUAACUUUCCUACAUACAUCAAAAAGUUUGUCGACAGUUCAUCGCACACAUUGCCUUCUCAAUUGAGUGAUAGGAUACACCAGGAAUUUAACCAGCAGUUCCAAUAUGUCAUGAACGAUCUCGAUCUCAACUUUGAACUGAGUAUAAAUUUCGACCCAUACAAGUACUCCGUCUACAAAAUAAUUGGGAAAUGCGACUUGCACAACAAGUCAGUACCCAAGGCUGUGAACUUGAGUAUUGAGGAUUGGUUGUGGUUCCAUUUUGCUAUUAUCAAUGAAAAUCAUCCAAAUGAAGAAUCUUCCAUCAUAUAUGAAAAUUAUGGGUUGGAUAAUUUGCAAAACAAAAUCAUCCAAUUGGGUUCUAAGCAUUUCUUAUCGGCUUCAAAGACUCCGUUGUAUUUCAAAGUACUUGUAUUGACUGGGUUAUACGAGUUGGCUGUGCAAUAUAGUUAUGAGUCAAUAAAUGAAACCGAUGCUGUCCAUUUGGCAAUUGGUCUUGCUUAUUUUGGUCUUUUGAGAUGUUCAAGUUAUAGUAACAACAACAUAUUGACAAUUUAUGACAACAACUAUGAAAUAAACUACAGUCGUCUUUUGGGGGCCUAUACCACUAGCUUCAAGAUUUCUGACCCCAAAGUUGCUUGUCAAUAUUUGGUUUUGAUUGCAUUGGGGCAAGGAGGUAAACUGAAGGAAGCGGUUUCUGUUUGUCAUGAUGCGUUGAGAGAACUUUUGCUCAUCACAAGAGAGUUUGGUAUACUCAUUGGUGAAGUGAGUCCUACCACUGGAUUAUUGGAGCGUGGUGUAUUGGAGAAACAAAGAAAAUUGAUUGGCUUAGAAGAUAUUGACGCCUUCCACCGUCAAAUAGUCGAAGUUACUGCAGUGAAAUGCGAAGAAGAAGGUCGUAUUUUUGAUGCACUUUUGCUUUACCAGUUAUCGUGCGAUUACGAAACCACAAUCGUGUUGGUGAACAAGCUUCUUGCAGAGUUGAUUGCGACAAGUGAUUUGAAUAAGCCAAUUUUGCAGUUUGGCAAUAGCAAUUUCAUGUCCAGCGGCUUUGGUCCUGGCCUCAGUGAAGUAGAGGAAACGCCAGAGAACAACAUAAUUUUGCUUACAGAGCAAAUAUGGACUUCGUUUUCUAAAAGCAGCAAGAUAUUGAGCAGCAUUACCUCGAGUGUUAGGCAUACAUGCGAGCUCCUUAUGUCUAUCAUUAAGAUAAGAAAUUUGUUUGUUAGAAAAGAAUGGCGAGAAGUAGUCGCUCGUAUUGACAAAUUGGGAUUACUUCCUGCAAACUCCAAAGAUGAUUUGACUAGAGUCAGAGCAUAUAGCGAACUUGUCGAGAACAAUGGUUUGGAUAGCAAUCUUAUCAAAGUAUUACCAAGUUUAUUGAUACUCGUUAUGACAUGUGUCUCCAACAUCAACUACGAUAUAUUGACGCGGAAAUACCAACCAAUAAGUAACGAGAAACAAGAAAUAAAUCACUGGAGAACUAUAGCUAAGAAUUGCAUGAUAUACGCUGGAAUGGUGCAAUACAAAAUGCCUCGAGAAGUUUUCAGUUUGUUGAUCAAUUUGGAAAGCCUGUUGUAG